UUGUUUCAGAUGGCUCGCACGAAGCAGACGGCGCGCAAGUCGACGGGCGGCAAGGCCCCGCGCAAGCAGCUGGCCACCAAGGCGGCCCGCAAGAGCGCGCCGGCCACCGGCGGCGUCAAGAAGCCGCACCGCUACCGGCCCGGCACGGUGGCCCUGCGCGAGAUCCGCCGCUACCAGAAGUCCACCGAGCUGCUCAUCCGCAAGCUGCCGUUCCAGCGGCUGGUGCGCGAGAUCGCGCAGGACUUCAAGACCGACCUGCGCUUCCAGAGCUCGGCCGUGAUGGCGCUGCAGGAGGCGUGCGAGGCCUACCUGGUGGGGCUCUUCGAGGACACCAACCUGUGCGCCAUCCACGCCAAGCGCGUCACCAUCAUGCCCAAGGACAUCCAGCUGGCGCGCCGCAUCCGCGGGGAGCGGGCGUAAUGCCGGCUUCUGGUUGAAAAAGGCUCUUUUCAGAGCCACCCACACUUUCUCUUAGAAGUACCUGUAACUUUUAAUUGCUUGGCGUAAUUGAGCCGCUAUGGAAAUAGUCUUUUACGGAUGUUUUUCAUGUUAGGUACCUGAGCGUUGCAUAUCCCUUUCUCCCAGUCCGUUCUAUUAAGUGAUUUGUCAUUGGAGUGGCGGUUUGUUGAAUAUAGAUCUAGUUAUUCACAACUUAGACCACUUUGACGUGCAUACAAGAAAUUGAGGACAAAGUAAGUUUUUAAUUGGCUUUGAGUUCUCCAGGGAGUUGUUUAAUGUUUAUUUUUUGAGAGACCGGGCGAGUGGUGGGGAGGCAGAGGGACACCCCAGAAUGAAACCGGCUCCUCCUGGCUCCGAGCUGUCAGCACAGGGCCUGCCGGGGCCCGAACUCGAGAACCCGGAGAUCCUGACCUGGGCGGAAGUCGGAGCUUAACCGACAGAACCACCCAGGCUCCAGGGCGUCUCAUCUGUAGUGCAAUUCUCUGAAGAGCUUCCACGGAUUCAUUGUUACCUGGUUGGGCUUUAAUAAAAGAGAACAUUUAGUUAUGAGUUUGUAGGAGCUCCUGACCAUCUCCUGUAAUUCCUGCCCUUGGUCCACUUAGCAUAAU
Molecule: messenger RNA, 1067 nt
Organism: Lynx canadensis (Canada lynx)
Lineage: Eukaryota; Metazoa; Chordata; Mammalia; Carnivora; Felidae
Product: histone H3.1
Exons: 1
Coding region: 10-420 (136 amino acids)
Cellular component (GO): nucleosome
Molecular function (GO): DNA binding; protein heterodimerization activity; structural constituent of chromatin
Source: RefSeq, a predicted model, not a curated record